AUGGAGCAGGGCACCGGCGUCCAAAGCGGCGGCUGCCCCUCGUGUGCGUGGCACACGAAACGGAAGAGCGAGCAGAAGCGAGCAAACGGGCAAGAAGAGGGCGUUGUAUUCAUGCAGCUGCCAGCGCCGACCAUCUUGGGCCGGAAAGGGGCCGCCACGAGCGACAGUGGCGCCACGGACAACCCUGAGGCAGUUGUAGGCAGUGCUGUUGCCUCAGAAUGGAAAACAAAAGUCAAAAAUAGAACACCUGUUGCGGUGUGCGAUGAAGCGAUCAACAGGGAUUUCUGCUCCCUUGGAUUUGAACCAGAUUGUUCAGGAGCCCCAGUCCAAGGUACGCUCUUCCUUGGGUGA
Ostreobium quekettii is the source of this 351-nucleotide messenger RNA. The record is from the annotation of a GenBank genome assembly. Lineage: Eukaryota; Viridiplantae; Chlorophyta; Ulvophyceae; Bryopsidales; Ostreobiaceae.